AUGUUACAGGUGUCUUUACUGUGCUUCUCUACGCAGGGCCAGACACCUGAGGUAGCCUUCCUUGCGUCAAUAGCCCAAGACUUAGGGAAGAAGUCUGACAUCAUUCUGCCUCCAGGGACAGUGACCAAUAUUUUGUCCACGGUCCUGUCAGUCAGCAGUGGCAUGCCUCCCGAAAAGGGCUCAGCCAGCAGUGGAAAUGUAGCCAACAUUGUCCUAGACGUCUCUGAGAAACUGAUGUCUACCCUGAUUGAGCCCACCACCACAGAAAACAGAAAACUUGUGACGACACCUACCAUGGAAAUUAAUUUACAGAUCAUUGGUCCAGCAUGGAACACGACCAAGAUUCCCGUGCUGAACGCCAAGGGAAACACAAUGACACUCGACAAUCUUGCAUCUAUUGCUGAACAGAACAACGGAUCCGCUGCUGCAGUUCUGAUGUCAGUCAGUGGGAUGGAGAAACUCAUGAGUCCCAGUUUCUUCAAGAGUGAAAAUGCCACAGAGAUGUAUUCUGACAUCGUCACUGCCACGCUGCCUAAGACGAAACACAAGGAGCUCACCGAGCCUGUCAACUUCACUAUGUACCACAAGAAGACGUUGCAGGCUGGGCUGGUUACCUGUGUGUACUGGAUGGAAAAUGGGAAUGAGACACACUGGUCAGUGGAGGGGUGCACAGCCUCCUUCUCCAACGAGACCCACACAGUAUGCACCUGUACCCACCUCUCCACAUUCGCCGUCCUCCUGCAGACGGGGGGACAGGAUAACGAAGAGGAUGAUCCUCUGCUGGAGAUGGUAGACCUGUUCUGUAUGUGUGUGGGUCUGGCCUUCCUCGCCCUCGCCAUCCUCACUUUCCUACUGUGCACAUGGAACCCUAAGGUCAACAACACUGCCCGCCUCCACCUCUGCAUCUGCCUCUUCUUGGGUCACCUGCUCUUCCUGGUGGGCGUGUCUCGCACCGAGAAUGCUGUGGUGUGUGCAGUCAUUGCAGGCUUGCUGCAAUUCAUCUUCCUGGCAGGCUUUGUGUGGAUGUUGCUGGAGACUGUGCAGCUGUUCCUGCUGGUCAGAAGCCUGACCAAAGUACAGGUCAUCCAGAAGGAGGGGCUGAAGACACUGUACCUCCUGCUGAUUGGCUACGGAGCUCCCACGGUGGUGGUGGGAGUGUCUGCAGCGGUGUUUCCAGGCGGUUAUGGCAGCAAAAACACGUAA
This is a messenger RNA of Anguilla rostrata (American eel), 1203 nucleotides long. Its product is annotated as adhesion G protein-coupled receptor E3-like. The transcript is spliced from 7 exons. Bases 1 to 1203 code for a protein of 400 amino acids. Gene Ontology annotation, biological process: cell surface receptor signaling pathway; adenylate cyclase-activating G protein-coupled receptor signaling pathway. Gene Ontology annotation, cellular component: plasma membrane. The record is from RefSeq and is a predicted model, not a curated record. NCBI's taxonomy places the organism in Eukaryota, Metazoa, Chordata, Actinopteri, Anguilliformes, Anguillidae. Gene Ontology annotation, molecular function: G protein-coupled receptor activity.